This is a messenger RNA of Moneuplotes crassus, 1159 nucleotides long. The record is from the annotation of a GenBank genome assembly. Lineage: Eukaryota; Ciliophora; Spirotrichea; Euplotida; Euplotidae.
AAUUUUUCCGCAAAAUGGAUGAAAGGAGACUUAGUCAAGUUAGUUAUACCAAUGUAAAUGAGGAAGAAAGAUAUCUCCAGCCUAUUUCAGAGCCUGACCAAGAUAACAUCCCUUGAGAACGAGAUUCUAAAUUUAUUACUGAAAUGGAUGAGAAUCAAAGAAGAGUAGCAAAUGCUUUACUGAAGAAUACACUCAACCAAGAAUUUGAUGAGGCUAUUAAAGAGAAUGAGAAGCUAGCUGCUAAUUGCAAGGAGAUUCUUACUCGUAAGCUAGAUAUGUUCAAAAUUACCCUCGCAGAGCUCGCUAAAAGGAAAGGACUGUCUCAAAAAUAAGAAUUAUGGAUUUAAAGACCAGUAUUUCCAUCGAUCAAAAUUGCUCGAGAGCCAGAUGAAUAACCCAAGUUUUACCACAGAAGAGAUGACACAGAUAAAUAUCCCGAUCUUGUUAGAACAGGAAAGGUUCUUCCUUGAGCGUGAUGAGUUCGGACAUGCUAAUGAUUUACUCUCUUUUCACACAAGGUAUCAGAAAGAGCAUCCUAAUUAUGGGAGAUAUUUGACAAAUUUUAAAGACAAUGUAGCUCCAAAAAUUAUCGGGGAUGAAAUUAUCACCCAAGACACUCAAGGCAAGUAUGUAGUUUAUAAAAAUAAGCCCAAGACACAGAAAUAAGGACAUACAACUGAUGACUGAAAAACUUGGCAGUAUGGAUAUUGAAGAAAGGAAAGAACUCAGAGAUGCCCAAACAUCGCCCUUCUCAGCUCAAUUUUAUCAAGAAGAGUUUUACAACUCAGAUAAAGAGGAACAUCAGAGAACUGACAAGCAGUCAAUUCGGAUGAAUUUUUCUACAUCAAAAGAUGAAGAGAUGGUAGAUUCUGGCUGCGGAGGAAUAACUCCUCACCAAAAACUCUCUGACAACAAGAACUCUACCUCUGGAAAGGAGGAUUCAGAAUCUGAGAAGGAAAAUUUUGAGUCUGACAAACAGAAUAUUCAAUCUGCUGAGCCAAAGACAAAGCCAAAACCAAAAACAAAGCCAAAACCUAGAGGAAAGAAGAAGAAAACUCAAAGGAAAACUAAUGUUAUUGAUGAGGAGAAUAUUCUAUCUAAAGGUGCAGGCGUAAUGACUAGAGCAAGAAGAAAACAACUUGCUAACUCAAAAGUUUAA